AUGCUAAAAGAGUCAAAUUUUAAGCCUCUGCUAGUUGUAUUACUUAGCAGUCUUAUCUCUAAUUGCCAAACAUAUGAGCAGCACUAGCAUAACUAAUUCGAGAAUACAGAUUCUAAUCUACAUCCUUCUUUUGUGGACUAAAAUCUGCAAACUCAAGAAUUCAAUGAGAGCUAGCUAUAUAAUAUAAAACAUUCAGACUAUAGAACAAACUUCCAAAGUAGACUAGUUAGUAAUAAUUCUCUGGUGGAUGAUUAUUUACUGCAAUUGAUUAAAGCCUAUAACAAAAGUGAGGACUAUUUAGUGUCGUUCAAGGAUUAGAUAAAAACCCAGGCAGGUAAGAUUGUUUAAUGGGACUCAGAAUUCACCAAUACUUAAGAGAGAAGUUAUGAUGCUUCAAUGGCAAGAGAUAUAAGAAUGUAAAAGCCCAAUGCUACUGUCAAGUCUACAGUCUAAAUAAUCUCAGAGUAAUUUCACUUAUCUGGCAGUUUGGCAAUGGCACAUCUUAAAGACGUUGAAAGUUACUUCACACUAGGAUUUAAACCUGCUUUAGAUUACAAAGGCUCCUGGAUGAUAGAUAAGAAAGGAGAUACAAUUACUAGAUAAGCUCACGAAAACAGAGAAACUAUUGGCGAUAUGAAAGUCAUGUUUUACACUCUAAAAGAGUAGUCUUCCAUUAAAGAGGAUAGAAAACUGGUCAUGAGCAUAAUUGGAAAGUAGGUUGGUAAUUCUAUUGCAAAUGAUGAUCACCUUAUGAUUAGCAUUGGUAAGAAGUCCCUGAAAUAAAUUAUUCAUGAAGAGCAGAGACCAAUUCAAAAGAAGUAAUACAAAAUUAGACUAGCAAUCUUAUUCUGUAUCUUCCUGAUUUAAUACUCUGUCCUCAUUGAUCUGAUUAGAUUAUUUUUCGGAGAUCCAUAUUCAAAGGAGGGAAAAAAUGGAAUUGUGUUAACCAUAGGUGGAAUAUGUGCUAGUGCUUUUGUCUGUGCUACUUUUACAAUUAUAGCUAUAAUUAUUGAAGCAUUAGUUUGA
Molecule: messenger RNA, 1026 nt
Organism: Stylonychia lemnae
Lineage: Eukaryota; Ciliophora; Spirotrichea; Sporadotrichida; Oxytrichidae
Source: the annotation of a GenBank genome assembly